AUGUCCGAGAACACCAACACCGUUUUGCGGUGUACCGAGUGUAACAAACCAUUCGAUAAGGACACGGGUACUAUUGUCGGUCCCGAGGGGCGGGCUACACUGGUCGGCCUAGAGCCUGUGAUUUCUGUUCAAGAACCAAGACACGUUGCGAUAAGAAAAGGCCCAAGUGCUCCCGGUGCAUGGCGAGCGGCAUUGAAUGUCAUUAUACUUCUAAGUCACUGA
This is a messenger RNA of Penicillium coprophilum, 222 nucleotides long. RefSeq lists its product as uncharacterized. NCBI's taxonomy places the organism in Eukaryota, Fungi, Ascomycota, Eurotiomycetes, Eurotiales, Aspergillaceae. Bases 1 to 222 code for a protein of 73 amino acids. The record is from RefSeq and is a predicted model, not a curated record. The transcript is spliced from 2 exons.